GAAGAGAGACCCUUUUCGGUUGUGUCAGAUUAGAUGGGUUGCGUUUCGUCCAAAGCAUUCAAGAAGGAUUUCAACCAGGAACUCCUCUUCGGCAAUGGAGAUUACACGAAUCAUGUCGUCUCUCUCACUUCCAGCACAUACGGAGUUCUCAAACUCGACCAAGAACCCAUCAAGGAAACCGUCAAGGAGAGAACAAUGUCUCCUCCUCAUGUCGUGUGCCCCAAACUUCAGAGAAAGGGAACGGAAGAGCCUGAGGUCAUCAAUGCUUGGGAAUUGAUGGAAGAUCUCGAAGACGAAAUACCCAUAUCGGCACAUACCAAAAAAAGCCCCAAAUCACGAGUUGUAGAUGUGGAUUUCAGGAACCCUUUGAAGUUCUUCAACGAAAUCAACUCCUCAAAGAAGCAGAAAAAAAUUGCAGGGAAGGAGAACAAGCAUCGACAGAGUGGAUGUGAUGGUGCAGUUGGGCACUCGGAGCACAACCCGAAACAGGUACUGAAACCUUUUUCUUCUUUAGAGAACGUACAGAAGGCCACACCCAAGAAGGGUACUCCUGUAGAUCUCAAGACGAAUAAUUUCAGAGUCCACUCCGGGUUUUCAAGUUCAAGAAAGAGUUUAAGUCCCCUGUUUGAUCCAGAGCUCCUUGCAUCCUUCGAGAUAGAACUCAGCGAAGAGGGAGAACAAAUUAAGAAAAUGGUCUUUCCGGAGCCUAGAAUUUGCAAGGCCCUAAAUUGGGAGUCAAUGCUCGAACAGUUUGAGAAGAAAUGCCCUCCAGGCGGCGAAAAUGCGGUGGUCAUCUACACUACCACGUUGAGAGGAAUCAGGAAAACUUUCGAAGACUGCAACAGUGUUCGAUCCGUGGUAGAAUCUCAUCACAUCCACAUCAUUGAACGAGACAUUUCAAUGGAUUCUGGGUUUAGGGAGGAAUUAAGGUGCUUGAUGGGAAAAAAAGAGGUUAUAGUACCUGUAGUGUUCGUGAAAGGAAGGUUGAUUGGAGGAGCAGAUGAGGUGGUAAAGAUGGAAGAAGAGGGAAAAUUGGGAGUCUUGUUUCGUGGGAUUCCAAGGGCCUUGGCGGGCUGUGAAGGCUGCGGGGGCGUAAGGUUUGUAAUGUGUAUGGAUUGCAGUGGGAGUCGUAAAGUCUUAGAUGAAGACAUGAAGAAAAUGGUUAAGUGUGAAGGUUGCAAUGAAAAUGGAUUGAUCCAAUGCCCUAUUUGUUGUUAAAACAAUUUUGUGGCUCUAUCAUACCUUGGCCCCCCCAAAGAAGAAAUCUGAAGAUUUCUUUGU
Telopea speciosissima is the source of this 1281-nucleotide messenger RNA. RefSeq lists its product as uncharacterized. The record is from RefSeq and is a predicted model, not a curated record. Bases 34 to 1218 code for a protein of 394 amino acids. The transcript has a single exon. NCBI's taxonomy places the organism in Eukaryota, Viridiplantae, Streptophyta, Magnoliopsida, Proteales, Proteaceae.